This is a messenger RNA of Echinostoma caproni, 606 nucleotides long. NCBI's taxonomy places the organism in Eukaryota, Metazoa, Platyhelminthes, Trematoda, Plagiorchiida, Echinostomatidae. The record is from the annotation of a GenBank genome assembly.
AUGGCUGGUCUGAGUGACGCCGACCGUCAGCGUAUCGCUGCACUGUUCUCGGAGCUCGAUGUAGACAAAGAUGGUCGGGUUAGCGUAGCUGAAUUGACUCGAGUGAUUAGGGGUGCUUCAGAAAGUGAGAAGCAUCACGAAGAGACAGCAAAGCGCAUCAUUUCACGAGGCACGAAGAAUGAGGCAAAUCGAUCCACAUUAACUUUUAAUGAAUUUUUGGCCUACAUCAAGGAUACUGAGACCCAGCUGCGGUUGGCUUUCCGACAACUGGAUCGCAAUCAGGACUCCGUGGUGGAUGCCGAGGAGAUCCGUUCGGCGAUGAAAGAUCUUGGUGUACACAUUUCUUUGGACGAUGCGAAAAAGCUUCUAGGUCGCAUGGAUAAAGACGGCUCGUUGAAUAUUGAUUUCGAAGAAUGGCGGAACUUUUUGUUGUUCAGUGGGACCUCACGUAUCGAUGAAAUAUUUCAAUAUUGGAAACGGGCCUCGGCUAUCGAUAUUGGUGAGGACAUGCUCGUGCCGGAUGAUUUUACUGAGGAGGAAAAGAAAUCUGGGCAGGCAUGGAAAACUCUUGUUGCUGGUGGUGAGUUAAUUUUCCACAUUAUUUGA